Molecule: messenger RNA, 2787 nt
Organism: Nothoprocta perdicaria
Lineage: Eukaryota; Metazoa; Chordata; Aves; Tinamiformes; Tinamidae
Gene: BEND7
Product: BEN domain containing 7
Exons: 9
Coding region: 1-1242 (413 amino acids)
Molecular function (GO): DNA binding
Source: RefSeq, a predicted model, not a curated record
AUGGACAUCGAUUACCAUCACGAGAUAUAUAAGAUCUCCGACUACAGCAACGAUGUUAAUGGGGAGACCAAAGAAACACAGCCGUAUUUUUUAGGAGACGAAAGCCGGGAAAUUAAAAAACAAAUUACAGGGAUGAGAAGAUUACUGAACGACAGCACUGGAAGAAUCUAUCAGCGUGUUGGCAAAGAAGGAGAAAAACUGAAGGAGGAGCCCCAGGAUCUAGACUUAGCCUGGGCCCAGCGCCUGCACCCCCCUGCCGAGUCCCAGACAAGCCUUCAUCCUUCACAGAGUGGGGCCUGGAACGAAUUGCCACCCCAGGCCAGCCAUUUUUCAGGGCAAUAUGGAACUCGGUCUAAAACAUUCCAAAAUCAGACACGAGCUGUGACAUCCAAUGGAGAAAUUCCAAUGGUGAAUUCAUCAGUUGGACCAAACUGCUGUACGUGCAAUUGCCAGUCAACUCUACAGGCUAUUCUUCAAGAGCUCAAGACCAUGAGAAAAUUAAUGCAGAUUCAAGCAGUUGGGACUCAAAACAGACAGCAGCCCCCUAUUCCUCUGAUCUGUGCACAGAAGUCGACAAUAUCAAGAAAGAGAAAUAAAAAGAAAAAACUGCCCCUCAAAGCUGCUGAACCGAUUACCACGAACAAGAAACCCAGCACUGCAGAGAGUGAAAAGAAGCUUUUGGCAAACUCUGAACGGUCAAGCCUGCAAGCAGUAGAGCCCUCUCUGAAACUGGAGACCCCUCUUUCAGGAUUUGGAAUUGUCCUUGAAUCAGCUUCAUCAGAUCCAGAAGUGCAACUUGCGGAAGGCUUUGAUGUCUUCAUGCCCAAAUCUCAGCUGGACUCUAUAUUAUCAAACUAUACUCGCUCAGGAAGCCUGCUCUUCAGGAAGCUGGUCUGUGCAUUUUUUGAUGACAAGACUUUGGCUAACUCUUUACCCAAUGGCAAAAGGAAAAGAGGGCUCAAUGACAACCGAAAAGGACUAGACCAAAAUAUUGUGGGUGCAAUAAAAGUCUUUACAGAAAAAUACUGCACUGCUAACCAUGUGGAUAAACUUCCCGGUCCUAGGGACUGGGUACAGAUUCUUCAGGAUCAAAUCAAAYUGGCAAGAAGACGAUUAAAAAGAGGCUCAGCAGAGGCAACUGACUGUGAUGAGAAGCCGGACAUUUCUCUACUACAAACAGGGAGCCUUUUUGACACGACGACGGACAGCCUGCUAGACGCAAACCCAGAUUUCUGCGCUUGAGCUUUCCGCCGCGUCGCUGGUUUUAGCGGAGAGCCGCGAGCCCAGGGUGCGGAUUUCGGCCGCUCCCUCCAUCUCGGGGCACCUCACCCGCUUCCCCUGGCAGCCGAGAUAACAAAACCACUGGAUCCCUCUGCUCCUUUUCAUGUUAAUUAAAGAGGAUUUUCCUCCAUCUCAUACAUCGAUGAGUGCGGGAUCCACGCUAGGCGAGACGCUCUCCCGCCUCGCUUUUCCUUCUCCCAACCCUGCUUUUCCCGUGUCAUGGCAUUCCCACCGUGUUCUCCGCCUCUUUGUGCGAAGGAGGGUGGCACAGACAGCCGCUCGUAGCCGAAAUUCAGCGGUCCCCGCUGGGUUCAGCGCUAUGGCAGCGGCGCGGUGCCAAAUCCCUGUGCACGGGAGGUGGAUGUUGGUGCAGGUGGCACCAGGAGAUGGGGUUUCUCCUCACUUUUAUUUAUUUAUAUUGUAUUUUAUUUUAUUCCCGCCUUUUCCCGCCACCUGAAUAUUAAGUGGAUCAGUUUGCCGACUUCCAGGAAGAGGGUCUCGCCUGACGGGAUUCAUCAGCCACUGCCCUCGGGGACGAUAUUCACUAAUUAUAAAAAAUUAAGUUGCCUUUUGAUGGGCACUCAGCUGAUGUCUCGGCCAUUAAGAUGAGGGGUCAGAUCAAGAAAUCCCUCUCUUGGGCAGCAAGAGGCUCCGUCCUCCGAGGUCAGGGCCAAGGCAAAACUGCCGCAGCCCUCGAGCAAACUAUCCCUUCUGCACCUUGCGACRGCACUAAAUUCACUUUAAAAACGUAGGGAAAAGAAGAAAAGAUCCAGAAGGUCUUAACCUGCGACGUGCAUUGAGCACCAGGCGGCUCGAGUGCGGUUCCUGCCCUGGGGAGGUCGCCGUAGCCGCCUUUUCCUCUGCGCAGGUCAGGCCCGGGGCCUUCUUUCCCUUGAGACUACUGGGCCUUUAAUCCWGUCAGCUGAAGUGCUAUUACAAAGUGAGUUCUCCUCCCCCUAAAAAAUAAUAUAUUUAAAGAUUAGGUAAUAAAUUUAAAGAUUUCUUUCUUAACCACCCUUAAGCCGGUUUCUYGGGAGCUGCCGAAUGCCCACAAAUAAACCGAGGAAACUCGGCCUAGGUGCCCUCAUCCGUGAGGGCCUCGGGCCUGCGGAGGGCGGCCACGUUCCAUCGGAAAACGGGAAUUCACUGUCCGUGCACUGCGGGCCUUGAGGAGCCUCCCCUCCGAGCGCCGGAGUCGCCGUUUUGUACAUUCUCCAGAUCUGCAUUCGUGUUUACUUACUGUGACUACUGUCGAGACUUCCUUCGGAAAUCUUUUUAUAUAGGGUUUGUUAGCGGAAAAAGCAAAAAGCAAAAAGCAAAAAAAAAAAAAAAAUCAUUCCAUAUUUAGGUAAAAAUGUCUCAAUCUUCUGUAUAUAUGUUUUAUUAAUAUGUAAAUAUUUAGAUAUUUUUAAAUUACUAUGUUCUUAAUGAAGCGACAAGGGACUAGUUGUGACAUGGUGUAUAACGUUGUGCUGUGCUAUCAAUCUCUGGGAAACCCUCUUUGUC